Knipowitschia caucasica is the source of this 996-nucleotide messenger RNA. The record is from the annotation of a GenBank genome assembly. NCBI's taxonomy places the organism in Eukaryota, Metazoa, Chordata, Actinopteri, Gobiiformes, Gobiidae.
AUGUUGCUCAAGGUGAAGUACCAGAAUACCAAGAAGUACAUCCGAUUACUGUCAGAGUUCACCUUUUUGGAUUUCAUUGCUAAAGCUCAGACACCGGCGCAAGACAUCAUUCUUGAGAUACAGAUUGAUCCUGGUCCAAGUGCAACGACACAAGAUGGAAUUUCAGAAGAAGACUUCUCUCCUUUAGAUCAUUCCACAUCAACCUCCCUCACGGAUACCGACACAUCACUUUCAAGUGACAAAGACCAUUCCAGUCGAAUAGAACAUGGGAUUCCCAUAGGCAGAUGUACAUCCAGCCAAGUCAUACCCAGGCCUAACACAGAGGUCUCUGAGUCAGAGGCUGCAAAAGAGAUGGUAAAAAAUGCCUUGCUUUGCAAACCUGGGGGUGAGGAUGUCAUCGAAGAGUACAAUGCAGAAAAGUCGGUCACUCACCGCACCCGGAGACAGCUUGUCAACAUAUUGGCUAGCCAUAUGACUGAGAUCCAUGGGGAAGCCAUAUCUUUUCUCAUUCACUCUCAGGAUGAAGCAAGUGUUUUUCAGAAGAUGAAGAUGACCUUUCAAUAUCGCCAAGACCUAGUGCAUGACCCACAGAGAACCACAGAUGUCUUUAAAACAUUUCCACGUUUUUUGGAUGUCAAAGGGCUGCUGAAUCAAGACUUCUUUCUGCUGUUUGGAGCUGAAACAUCCUCCAAGAUGCUUGAGAAGUGGGAUACAACUUUCAGGCCCAAGGUCAUCAAUGAGGCAAAACACCUGACUCAGUCAGUUGAGCUGUGCCGACUUCAAAAAGCUGCUGAGAAAACCGCAGAGAACGAUGACACCACCUGGGCCAGUGACAUGGCUUCUUUGCUGCUCCUUCUCCAUCUCCUACCACCCACAGCUGGACGGAAAAGGACAAAGAUAAGCCCCAGUGAUGCAGUGAACAAAAUGUUGCACUUUCACAAGUCAUGCUGCAGCUUGGAUGAACACCUUCUCUUUGAUCUCUCAUCUAAGGCUUGA